AUGGCAUACCGGGAGACUGUAGAGCUUUGCGGGGCGAUACCCGCGGGAGCAGUCAUCGGCAAGAAAGCUUGCAAUGUAAAAUGGAUCUCGCAACAGUCAGGGGGCGCCCGGCUAAUUGUGAACGCCGAGGAGGACAACGUGGUGGUUUCGGCACGGAGCCGCGGCGCAGUGGAUGCCGCCGUACGACUGCUGCGUGCACAGAUCGAGGCCAAUAAACGACUGGGUACGUACGGCAGUUGGGUGUUUGCGCCAGCCUUGCCUAUGGGCAUCCCAUGCGAGUGGACGAUGUACUGCUGGAGGGCGACUUCGGGACCGACCCGCGGGUCCGUUUUCUUCCUGCAGGAGUCGGGCACGGGUGGCACCGGGCGCAUCAACACAGGCGCUUUCUACACAGGCGCUAUGUACACCGCCGCCACCGGACUCGACAACGGCGUGUUGGCGGCGACCCUGGAGGAUGCGGCACUUAAGGCGGCGCGCAAGACGCCGCGAUUUGACGUCCUGAAGAUGAGGUUCAACCUCGGAAAACAGUAUUUUUAUAACUUGGAUGGCCUGGCCAAGAUGCAGAACUUGACUCUGGACGACAUCAAGGGUCUCAAAAAUAGCCCAAGCAAGUCUAAUUCCGUGUUCAGCAACUACGUUCCCGCCUCCACCGUCCCGCGGGUCACUUCCUGGCUCACGGACGUGUUGGGCUUCUCCCUGACGGACACCAAGACCACCGCCACCCUGCACGUCAUUGAUGCAGAGCUCAAUGUGCAGUACACGGUGGCACUCACGUUGCCAUACGAAGAUGAGGAUGAGGAGGCGGGAUGCUACAUGGUCAAGCUCCAGGGGGGCCGGAGGGAGGGCCUGGACCUCCGGAUGAAGUUGCUGGGGCAGCGUAGGGAGCUGGAGGACCGCGCUUCAGGUCGCCCUCUGCGCCUCAAACUUAGUGUGGUGGAGGUGGAGGAAAACACGGGCGGGAAGCACACGGAGAUCACAGGUACAGUUCCGGAGCUGGACUCGCAGCUGGCGCAGUUGCUGCAGGAGGCUCCCGAAGGCAGCGGCAGUGGCAGCGAUGUCGACAGCGAGUGCGAGCCUGCAGGUACUCGGAGCGCGGCGGCUGAGACAUACAAACAUACUUCCCGCGACGUUACGUGCGACGUGCUCGGGGGACGAGAAGGCGGCAAAAUGCCUGCGGUGUCGAUGAUGAUGAUGUCAGUAAUGCACACACAAACACAAAAAAACCAGCACGCGCACUGCCACCGCAAGACUGCAUGA
This is a messenger RNA of Volvox carteri f. nagariensis, 1257 nucleotides long. RefSeq lists its product as uncharacterized. The transcript has 10 exons. NCBI's taxonomy places the organism in Eukaryota, Viridiplantae, Chlorophyta, Chlorophyceae, Chlamydomonadales, Volvocaceae. Bases 1 to 1257 code for a protein of 418 amino acids. Gene Ontology annotation, molecular function: RNA binding. The record is from RefSeq and is a predicted model, not a curated record.